Molecule: messenger RNA, 7332 nt
Organism: Orycteropus afer afer
Lineage: Eukaryota; Metazoa; Chordata; Mammalia; Tubulidentata; Orycteropodidae
Gene: SPG11
Product: SPG11 vesicle trafficking associated, spatacsin
Exons: 40
Coding region: 1-7332 (2443 amino acids)
Biological process (GO): axo-dendritic transport; chemical synaptic transmission; synaptic vesicle transport
Cellular component (GO): synapse; dendrite; axon
Source: RefSeq, a predicted model, not a curated record
AUGGCUGCAGCAGAGGUCUCUGGAAGUGCUCGCACCGCUGGCGGUAGCUGCAGCUCAGAGGCCAUGGAGCGGGUCCUGCCCAUGUUGCUUGUGCCGAUCCCCGCUGAAGCAACGGGGCAGCUGGGAUCCCGGGCACAGCUGCAUGGAGAUCAGGAGGUUCUGGGGAGCCUAACGGCUGCGGGCAGCCUCCAAGUGCUUUCCUUGGCGCCGGGUGCCCGGGGCGGGGGCGGCUGCUGCCUGGGGGGCCCGUUUCAGCAAUUUGUAUGGGAGAGUUCUAACAGCAGUACACCAACAGAUAAGCCCAAAUUGCUAACACUUAGUGAAGCAUAUGAGUUGUUCAUCUAUGAAUUUAAUUUGGAAGAUGGAAGAUGUGAUGCAACCAUUUUGUAUAGCUGUAAUGGGGAGACAUUACAAAAUCUCAUUGAAGAUCAAAGUAUCAGUAGUUCUUCAUCAUCUUUGCGAAUUCUGUCAUAUCACAAUAACACAUCAUUAUUGUUCAUCAAUAAAUGUGUUGUCCUGCACAUUCUAUUUCCUGAAAGAGAUGCUGAGAUUAGAGUCCUCAACUGUUUCACAUUACCCUUGCCUGCACAGGCAGUGGACGGAAUUAUUGACACACAGUUAUGCAGAGGAGUUCUUUUUCUUUUGAAUAGUUUAGGCUGGAUAUAUAUUUUUGACAUUGUGGAUGGUACACAGGUAGCACAUGUGGAUUUAGCACUUCAUCAAGAAGAUACACGUAAUGAGCAACAACAGGAGCCAGCCAAGAUGUCUUCCUUUACUUCACUGAAAGUGUCUCGAGACCUUGAUAUUGUUGUGAUUGUUAGCUCCUCCAACUCUGCAAUUGCUCUUAACUUAAAUUUGUAUUUCAGGCAAUAUCCAGGACACCUACUGUGUGAAAGAAGGCUAGAAGAUCUUCCUAUUCAAGGACCUAAAGGAGUAGAUGAAGACGAUCCUGUUAACUCUGACUAUAACAUGGAACUGACCAAGUUUUCUUUCCGAGUUGAUAGGUCUUGGAAAGCUCAACUAUCAUCAUUGAAUGAAACAAUAAAGAGGUCCAAACUGGAGGUGUCCCACUGUCCUCCAUGGUUCCAGGAUCUUUUGCAUUUGGAAUCUUCUGAAUCUGGUAAUUGUGGUACCAGUGUGCCAAGCUGGGCCUUCAUUCCACAGGACACAUGUGGCCUGUAUAAUUUUCCGUGGAAAGAUGGUCAUGCUAAGAGCUAUCAUCCAGGAAGUUCCUGGAAGAUAAUGAAUGUCAGUGAACAAGAGGAACCCAGAGAGCUUGAAUGUAUGUCUGUGACAGGACUCACUGCAUUGUUUAUUCAGGCAGUGGAAAAGACAGGCUGUACCAUUGUCCUAUGGGAUUUGGAGACAAAGGGCGUGCAGUAUUUUCCCCUUGGCAAAAAAUGUAUUCCUGUAGAGAGUAAUGGAGACCAGCAGCUGUGCCUAGUUUUGACAGAAAAUGGACUCUCUCUGAUUUUGUUUGGUUUGACUCAAGAGGAGUUUUUAAAUAGACUAAUGAUCCAUGGAAGUGCCAGCACCGUGGACUCUCUUUGUCAUCUUAAUGCUUGGGGGAGGUGCUCAAUCCCCAUACAUGCACUAGAGGCUGGGAUAGAAAAUCGUCAGCUGGACACAGUAGAUUUCUUUUUAAAGAGCAAAGAAAAUCUUCUGAAUCCAUCCUCACAUUCUUCUAUGCUUGAUCAGUUUGAUUGCUUGUCAUCUGAUAUAUAUUUAAGAAAUGUGAAAGAACUAACACCAGCAUUGGAUUUACUUUGCUCAGCAAUUAGAGAAAGUGAUUCUGAGACCCAGAGCAAACACUUUUCAGAACAAUUACUUAACCUUACAUUGUCUUUCCUUAACAAACAAGUGAAAGAACUUUUUGUUCACACUGAAGAGCUAGACGAAUAUCUACAGGAAGGAAUAAACAUUUUGACCAGCUACAUUAAUGAGCUUCGAACCUUCAUGAUAAAAUUUCCUUGGAAACAAAUAGAUAUUUUGGAUGAAUAUCAUAUAAAUGAAAAUGUCCCUGAAGUAAAGGAAAGUGAUAUGUGGGAGAAACUCAGCUUUGAGGAUGUUAUUGCCAGUGCCAUUUUAAACAACAAAAUACCAGAGGCACAAACCUUCCUCAGGAUUAAUAAUCAUCCUGCUCAAAGACUCGAGGAGCUGAUUAAAAUAGGACUAGAUUUGGUCUUUGACAAUUUAAAAAAGAACAACAUAGAGGAAUCCUCUGAGCUUUUAAAGAAUAUGGGUUUUGAUGUAAAAGAUCAACUGCUCAAGAUAUGCUUCUAUACAACUGAUAAAAAUAUACGGGACUAUUUGGUUGAAAUUUUAAAAGAAAAAGAUUAUUUUUCUGAAAGUGAAAAAAGAAUGAUAGAUUUUGUGCAUCAGGUUGAGAAGUUUUAUUUGGAACAGUCCCAAGAAAAUGUGCAGAUCCAGUCCUUUCCCAGGUAUUGGAUAAAGGAACAAGAUUUUUCCAAGCAUAAAUCUGUUUUGGACUCAGUCCUGAAAUAUCAUAAAGAUGAGUUUAACAAACCAGACUACAGAAUUGUGUUAAAUUGGGCUCAGUGGUGGGACCAACACACACAAGAAUCCAUCCUCCUUCCCAGGAUAAGUAUAGAAGACUACAAAUCUUACUCUCCCAAAGCCCUCUGGAGAUACCUCACAGCUCGCCAUGAUUGGUUAAACAUUAACUUGUGGAUCACAGAAUUUCAGACCCAGAAUGGUUGUACUUCAGUUCAGCAGAACAGAUGGCCCCCUCUCACUGUUGAUGUUAUUGAUCAGAAUACUUGCUGCAGCAUCUACAUGAGGAAUGAAAUUUUAGAUAAGCUGGCCAGGAGUGGAAUAUUUCUUACAUCUGAACUGGAAGACUUUGAACUCUUCCUCCUAAGACUGAGCCGAAUUGGGGGUGUGAUACAAGAUACCCUCCCUGUUCAAAACUACAGGACCAAAGAAGGCUGGGAUUUCCAUUCUCACUUCAUUCUCUAUUGUUUGGAACACAGUCUGCAGCAUCUUCUUUAUGUCUACCUUGACUUUUACAAACUUAGUCCUCCAAAUUGUCCCUUUUUGGAAAAAAAAGAACUACAUGAAGCUUACCCAUGGUUUGAAUUUUUAGUUCAAUGUCGACAAGUUUCCAGUAAUUUAACGGAUCCCAAACUGAUCUUCCAGGCUAGCCUUGCAAAUGCUCAGAUACUGAUUCCCAGCAAUCAGGCCAGUGUAAGCAGUAUGCUGUUAGAAGGACAUACCAUCCUGGCCCUUGCUACUACAAUGUAUGCUCCUGGGGGUGUCAGCCAGGUUAUUCAGAAUGAAGAAAAUGAGAACUGUUUGAAGAAAGUGGAUCCCCAGCUACUGAAGAUGGCACUAACUCCUUACCCCAAGCUAAAAACCGCUCUCUUCCCACAGUACACUGCUCCUAAUAUCCUGCCACAUGAUAUUACACUCUACCAUCUUAUUCAGUCGUUAUUGCCCUUUGAUCCUAGCAGAUUGUUUGGCUGGCAGUCUGCCAACACACUAGCUAUAGGAGAUGCAUCAGGUGAUCUCCCACAUUUCGCUAGACCUGACCUUGUUAAUAAAUAUGCUGUAGUGGAGCGUCUCAGUUUUGCUUAUUAUUUGCAUCAUGGACGGCCAUCAUGUGCAUUUGGUACUUUCCUAGUCCAAGAAUUAACCAAGAGCAAAACUCCCAAGCAGCUGAUUCAGCAAGUAGGCAAUGAAGCCUAUGUUUUAGGGCUCACCUCCUUCUACAUACCUUCAAUUGGAGCUGCCUGUGUUUGUUUCUUAGAGUUGCUUGGCCUUGACAGCCUCAAGCUCAGAGUUGAUAUGAAAGUGGCCAAUAUAAUUUUGAGCUACAAAUGUGGAAGUGAAGAUGCUCAGUACAACUUCAUCAGAGAAUCUCUAGCUGAAAAACUCUCUAAACUGGCUGAUGGUGAAAAGGCAGCCACAGAAGAAUUGCUUGUUCUUGUGGAGGAAGGUACAUGGAGCAAUAUCCAGCAGCAAGAAAUAAAGAGAGUAUCCAGUGAUGCUGGCAGCCAGUGGGCAUUAGUGGUACAGUUCUGCAGGCUCCACAGUGUGAAACUGAGCACAUCUUACCUCACAGAAUGUGCCAAAGCAAAUGACUGGCUGCAGUUCAUUAUUCACAGCCAGCUCCAUGACUACCAUCCAGAGGAGGUGAAAUCCCUGCUGCAGUGUUUCAGCCCAGUUCUCAGAGACCACUUACAGCUGGCUUUUGAGAACUUGCCCUCAGUGUCCACCUCCAGAAUGAAUAGUGAUCAGGUCUGUACCACAUCCCGCCAGCAGCACCAGAAAAACAAAGAACAGAAGACUGAUUUCUUUGAAAUUUUGCUCCAGUGCUCAGAGGAGCCAAACUCCUGGUGCUGGCUACUGGCUGAAGCAGUGAAACAACAGGCCCCUAUCCUGAGUGUCCUGGCCUCAUGUCUCCAGGAUGCCAAUGCUAUUCCUUGUCUUUGUGUUUGGAUUGUCACAUCUGUGGAGGACAGUGUUGCUGCUGAAGCAGUGGGACACAUUGAGGGUUUGAUAGAAGGCCAUACUUGGGACCUGGAGGACCUCUCGGCCAUCUGGAGAACGUUAUUAACCAGGCAGAAAAGCAAAACUCUCAUCAGAGGUUUCCAACUUUUCUCUAAGGAUUCACCGUUAUUGUUGAUGAUGGAGAUGUAUGAACUGUGUAUGUUCUUCAAGAACUAUAAGGAAGCCAAAGCCAAACUUCUGGAGUUCCAGAAGAGCCUUGAAACUCUUGAAGCGGCAGCCACAAAGGUCCGUCCUCUCACCCCUGCCUCAUGGUUGAAGGAGCAGGUGUGUUUUCUUUUGAAGCUUAUGCUGCAGCAGUGUAGGACCCAGUAUGAACUGGAGAAACUUCUACAGCUGUUUAUUGAAAUAGAGCAUCUCUUCUCUGAUGGUCCAGAUGUGAAAAAGCUGUAUGCCCUCAGCCAAAUUUUGAAGGAUACAUCCAUAGCCAUUGAUCAUGUAAUUAUUACAAGCUAUAGCAUGGAGAAUUUUCAGCAUGAAUGUAGAUCCAUUUUGGAAAGACUGCAGACAGAUGGACAGUUUGCUGUGGCCAGGAGGGUAGCAGAAUUAGCUGAGUUACCUGUGGACAACUUGAUUAUUGAAGAGAUAACUCAGGAAAUGCAGACCCUAAAACACACUGAACAGUGGUUCCUAAAACAAGCAAGAAUUGACUUCUGGAAAAAAUGCCAUGAGAAUUUUAAGAAAAAUUCCAUUUCUAGCAAAGCAGCUUCCUCCUUUUUCUCAUCCCAGGCCCUUGUGGCGUGUGUGUCUCCAACUGAGGAGCAGCAGAGCAGCAUUGAGGAACGUCCUCUGCUGCUUACCCUGGCAGGGCACUGGCUUGCCCAGGAGGACCCGGUGCCCGUGGACGAGCUGGAGGAGCUAGAGAAGCAGAUCUGGCUCUGUCGCAUCAGCCAGCACACCCUUGGAGGAAGCCAGGAGGAAGUAGACACCACAUUCUCUAGACAAAUACCAGCUAAUGGUGAAUUUUCCUUUGGUAGCUUAGCCAGUGAGUUUUCCUUCUCCAAGUUGGCUGCUCUGAACACGUCAAAAUACUUAGAACUUAAUGGUCUUCCAUCCAAAGAUUCAUGUGAGAAUAGACUGAAUUGGAAGGAGGAAGAGGCACUAAACCUUUUGAUUGGGCGUCUGUUAGAGGAUGGUUGUGUACAUGAAGCAAGUAGAGUGUGCCGGUAUUUUUGUUUCUACAACCGAGAUGUUGUCCUGGUGUUGCACUGCAGAGCACUGGCCUCAGGGGAGGCUGGGGUGGAUGACCUGCACCCAGAGAUCCGUGCUCUCCUACAAAGUGCCGAGCUGCUGGAGGAGGAAGAGUCUGGCAUUCCUCUGAGAAAAGUCCAAAGCACUACAAGUUUGGAUAGUCAGUCCUUUGUGAUGGUGCCCCCCAGUGAUGAAGUGGUGACUGACCUAGAAACUCUGACAAGCAAAUGCCUCCAUGGGAAGAACUACUGCCGGCAAGUCCUCUGUCUGUAUGAACUUGCCAAGGAGCUGGGCUGUUCCUAUGCAGAUGUCGCCACUCAGGAUGGAGAGGCUGUGCUGCGGGCAAUCUUGGCCUCUCGGCAGCCAGACCGAUGCAAGCGGGCCCAGGCCUUCAUUAGCACACAGGGCCUCAAGCCAGACACCGUGGCUGAACUGGUGGCCGAAGAGGUGACAAGGGAGCUGCUGACCUCAUCAGAGGGAACAGGACAUAAGCUGAUGUUCAACCCUGCAGAGGAAAGCCAGAUAUUUCUCCAGCUGACCAUGCUGUGUCAAGACCGUACAUUAGUAGGCAUGAAAUUGUUGGAUAAGAUUUCCUCCGUUCCCCAUGGAGAAUUGUCCUGCACCACAGAGCUGCUGAUCCUGGCCCAUCAUUGCUUCACUUUGACAUGCCAUAUGGAGGGCAUCACCCGAGUCCUUCGAGCCGCCCGCCUGCUCACAGACAACCACUUGGCCCUCAAUGAGGAGUAUGGGCUGGUGGUACGUCUCCUCACUGGCAUUGGAAGGUACAACGAGAUGACAUAUGUAUUUGAUUUGCUGCAUAAAAAGCACUACUUCGAAGUGCUGAUGAGGAAGAAGUUGGAUCCGAGUGGCACCCUGAAGACAGCCCUUCUUGACUACAUCAAACGCUGCCGUCCUGGGGACAGUGAGAAGCACAACAUGAUUGCCCUUUGUUUCAGCAUGUGCCGGGAGAUAGGCGAGAACCAUGAAGCAGCUGCCUGCAUCCAACUGAAAUUGAUUGAGUCUCAGCCCUGGGAGGAAAGCCUCAAAGAUGGGCACAAGCUGAAGCAGCUGUUGCUGAAGGCCCUGACGCUGAUGCUGGAUGCUGCAGAGAGUUAUGCCAAGGACUUCUGUGUGAGACAGGCCCUACGCUGUCAUCAGCUCACUAAGUUGAUAACAUUGCAGAUUCACUUUCUGAACACUGGCCAGAACAUCAUGCUCGUCAACCUGGGCCGCCACAGGCUGAUGGACUGCAUCAUGGCCCUACCUCGGUUCUACCAGGCUUCCAUUGUGGCCCAGGCCUAUGACUUUGUUCCAGAUUGGGUUGAAAUUCUGUACCAACAAGUGAUUCUUAAAGGCAACUUUAAUUACUUGGAAGAAUUUAAGCAGCAGAGGUUACUAAGAUCCAGUAUAUUCGAAGAGAUUUCAAAAAAAUACAAAAAACAUCAGCCUACUGACAUGAUGGUGAAAAACCUGAAGAAGUUACUCACAUAUUGUGAAGAUGUCUAUCUGUAUUACAAGCUGGCAUAUGAACACAAAUUUUAUGAUGUUGUAAACAUGCUUCUGAAGGACUCUCAGACAGGAUGCUGUCUAAAGGACAUGCUGGCAGGUUAG